AUGUACAUGCUUUGUUGGUCAUUAGGUGUUUCUCUUCUUGACCAUGUCAGCAAUGACAUAGUACAAUAGCAAAUGGGCACUGCGCCAAUACUUGAGAAAACGUAGGAGAAACACCUAUAGUGGUAUGGCCAUAUCCUACCUACGAGCAGGACCCACACCUUUUGCCUGAAUCACCUUCCACUUUAAUGCAGAUGGCAAGCACCCGGUGGAAAGCUGAAGCAAAGAUGGCAAGACACAAGAAAUGCAGAUAUGAAAAUUGCCCAGUUGGACCCAGAUGCCACGUUUGAUCAUGCAAAAUGGCAUUUGUCAAUCCAAAAAGCAGACCUUGCACCUGUGGGAAUAACGCUAGGAAGAUGAUGAGGACGAUAAAUUUAUUUUUAUAAUUCUUGGUUGUUGUAUACAGGAGACAGAUUCAAGGAAAAUUACUGUGCUUUGAUGGCAGAGGUUAAGUUUAAGAUUUUACAGUAAUCUGUAAAAUUUCAUAUUAAUGGGAUCUACUUUGGCACUGCUCUUUAAAAAGCUGUCUUUAAAAAGAGCUUUGAAACUGGCUAAAGGUUAGAUAUUUAUUAAAUUUCUAUCCUACAUUUAUUACUGUAUAAGUAAGUCAGCAAAAAUACAUAAUACUGUGCAUCAUUACACGAUGAACUGUGUCAUAAUUGUUUAAUUGGUCAGCCAAUGGCAUUUCACUUGGAAUCUUGCAAGCAAGGGAACUAGACAAUGGAAAGUAAGCUAUCAGGUACAUCUGAAAAAAUAUUAAAGAGAACCCGAAAUCACUGCGCUAUGAAAUGAGUGUGGAUUCUGAAAACAAAGCAUAUGCCACAGAGGUUGGCGCACCAAAUUUGCUUCCUUGCGACACCUGUGGAAGGCAUUUUGCAUCUGAAGCACUGGCAAGGCACAAUCUGAUAUGCAAAAAAAUUUUCAACAAGAAGCGCAAGCCGUUCAAUUCCUUGAAACAACGACUACAGGGAACUGACAUCCCAACAGUGAAAAAGAAGCCACCCACAAAAAAUGGACUGGAGAAAAAAUCAAAUUGGAGGCAGCAGCAUGAAGAUUUUAUUUCAGCCAUCAGAGCAGCUAAACUUGCAACUCAAGCCAUGAAAGAAGGCCGUCCUCUUCCACCACCACCACCUCCAUCCAUUAACCCAGAUUAUAUUCAAUGUCCUUACUGUAUGAGACGGUUUAAUGAGACUGCUGCAGAAAGGCACAUCAAUUUUUGCAAAGAACAAGCAGCCAGGAGAUCCUUUGCCCCAGGCCAGAAGGGAGGCAAACCAGCUUCAGGAAAACAAGGAGUUUCCAAAAAAGAACCAACUUUAACAAAUGCUGUGGGGACACUACUUCAAAACAGAUUGCAAGGGACAAAUACUGGCCCAUCUGUAACAGGACAUGGUAUUGAAAUUUCAGCUGGAGCAAUACACAAAAAAAUAUCCCCUAUUUCUUCUGGAACAGAAUCUGGGGCUCCAACUCAUGGAAGAAGAUAAGAACAUGCCUUCCAGACAUCUGAAUAGCAGCCUUUACUUUUUACAGCACCCACAUUAGAAGAAUUCAGCAAACCAGUUUACUAAUACUUUCAGCCUCUCAUCUCUCUUAAAACCUGGAUGAAGUAUGUGAUAAUAAAACUAGCAUGGUCAUUUCCAGUUUUUACAGGAAAUAAUCUUAUGUAAAUAAGAGUGUUUCCAGCUCUAGGGCCUCUUUUUUUCCUUUGGUCAACUUCUGUGUUGCCUUAAUCAAAAAGUGACUCUAGAGACUUUACACAAUAGGAUUAAAAGGUCCAGUAAAUAACAACUAAAAACAACAAACAGUAUCACCAAAUACUGUACAUAGGGUUUAUUGGAAAACAUAACACCACAAAUAUAAUGAGACCAGUCCAUCAUCCUGCAGCUAUGACAAGAGCCAGAUUUUUAUGGAAGCCUCAAGAGUUGGGUCACAAAGAAUUCAGUGGUUAUGUUGUUCCACAGGACAGGACAGCUACCAAGAAAUGUUUUCUGAGCAUCAUACGGUGUGUGUUUUAUAGCUAAGAACAGAAAGUUGCCAACACUUUCAGAUCUUACUUAAGCAGUAACAAUAGAAAAACAUCCCUGUAGAUCAGUGGUUCUCAACCUGUGGGUUGCAACCCCAUUUGGGGUCGAACAACCAUUUCAUGGGGGUCGCCAAACAACGCAGUCCGCCAUUUUUCCCCCCUUUUCCUUAGCUGUGCUACU
This is a messenger RNA of Crotalus tigris (Tiger rattlesnake), 2198 nucleotides long. It is a transcript of the gene ZC2HC1B, whose product is annotated as zinc finger C2HC-type containing 1B. The transcript is spliced from 8 exons. The record is from RefSeq and is a predicted model, not a curated record. Lineage: Eukaryota; Metazoa; Chordata; Lepidosauria; Squamata; Viperidae. The coding region runs from base 786 to 1478 and encodes 230 amino acids.